AUGAGACAGUUGGCUGAGACAGCAGUCGGGGUUCGUGAAAUGAGUAAGCAACUCGGUGACGUUCUUAUCGUAACCAAGGCCAGGGAUAACCGCCUUAUCAAACUGACGCGCGAGCUUGCGUUGUAUCUGAUGCUCAAACAUCGUCAAGGGGAUCGAGGCCUUAUUACCAUCAACUGCGCAACGAGAUUCGAUGCCGAAGGCAUACAGAGAGAUCAUCCAGAAUUGUUUGAGCCUCUCCCCCGAAGACGUGGUAUGUGCAGCAAUAAUCCUCAUCUAUUCGAUUUUGUCAUUAUGCUUGGAGGAGAUGGCGAUGUUCUUUUCACCUCGUGGCUCUUCCAGCGAAUUGUUCCUCCCGUCCUCCCUUUCGCACUCGUUUCCCUUGGCUUUCUCACUAAUUUCGACUUCUCUGACUAUCAAGCGGUUGUAGACUCAGCCAUCAACUCAGGUAUUCGUGUCAACCUAUGCAUGCGAUUUAUAUGUACGGUCUACCGUGCCGUGUUUGACAAGGGUGAAACAGGCGAAAUCAUGAUGAAGGACGUAAAUAAAGGAGGAUGGGAGGCGCUCGAAGGGGGCUGGUCUGGCAGACCGGUUGAGACGUUUGAGGUUCUCAAUGAUCUUGUGAUGGACCGGGGACCCAGUCCCUAUGUUAUGAAUUAUUCGGUAUGCGACGAACACCAUAUGACAACUGUGCAAGCUGAUGGGCUUUUUGUAGCUACGCCCACCGGUUCCACUGCUUAUUCAUUAUCUGCCGGAGGGUCCUUGGUUCACUCCGAGAUACCUGCAAUCCUCAUCAAUCCCAUUUACCCUCACACGCUAUCCUUCCGCCCCAUGCUUCUUCCCGAUAGUAUGGAACUCCGCAUAUGUGACCCAUGUAAUUCUCGCAGAACAGCUUGGGUGUCUUUCGACGGCCGAGGCCGUGUGGAACUGCAACAGGGUGAUCAUAUCAAAAUAACUGCUUCCAAAUACCCUUUCCCGACUGUUUGCGUGGACAAACAGUUAACUGACUGGUUCCAUGCCAUCUCACGAACCUUGAAAUGGAAUGGGCGCGAGCGUCAAAAAUCGUUUGUCGUAGUCGAAGAGGGCCCAUCACGGAAAUCCAGCACGAGCAAAACGAGGAGUCCUAUAUUAUACUAG
Molecule: messenger RNA, 1134 nt
Organism: Suillus discolor
Lineage: Eukaryota; Fungi; Basidiomycota; Agaricomycetes; Boletales; Suillaceae
Product: ATP-NAD kinase-like domain-containing protein
Exons: 10
Coding region: 1-1134 (377 amino acids)
Biological process (GO): NADP+ biosynthetic process; NAD+ metabolic process
Molecular function (GO): NAD+ kinase activity
Source: RefSeq, a predicted model, not a curated record